Molecule: messenger RNA, 513 nt
Organism: Entrophospora sp. SA101
Lineage: Eukaryota; Fungi; Glomeromycota; Glomeromycetes; Entrophosporales; Entrophosporaceae
Source: the annotation of a GenBank genome assembly
AUGUCAGUUUCUUCUGAUAAUUUCACUUUAAAACAACCACAUUAUCAUGCUCUUUAUCAACCUUCAUGGCGUGAAAAAUUGGCUGUUGAGCUUGAUAAUACUGCUAUCGGUAGUAUCUGGAAAAUAGUGGAUGCUUUUCUCAACAUUUUAUUAUGUAUGAUUUAUAUAGCACAUACUGGUCAUAUGAUGAAAUCUUUGCCGCUGGUGAAUGUGUGCUUGGAAGUAAUAGUAUCAUUGCUGUUGAUAAUAGAAUAUGUUCCAAAAUUUUACAUUUAUGAAUUUGAAUCAUGGAAGUCAUUUUUCACUAGCCCUAUUCCACUCCUAACAAUCUUAACAGUCUUUCCUUGUGCUGCCACUGCUCAUGAUCCCGUAUUCCAAGAAACUCGUUACAUUCUAAUUAAAGGUAAAACCAAAUAUUCUAAAUAUGUAUAUACUUGUCCCAGAUAUAAUGUAAUGUUGAGAGAUGAUGAUAAAGUUUUUGUGUUGAGUAAACAAAUUCCAUCUAUAUUGUAA